AUGCUCUUCUUCAGCUUCUUCAAGACGCUAGUUGAGCACGAGGUCACCAUUGAAUUGAAGAACGACAUACUCAUCCGCGGUACCCUCAAAUCCGUCGAUCAAUACCUGAACAUCAAGCUAGAUGAUAUCUCGGUCGUCGAUGAAGUCAAAUAUCCACACCUAAGCUCUGUGAAAAACGUCUUCAUCCGUGGAAGUGUGGUGCGAUAUGUGCACCUUCCAGCAAAUGCGAUCGACACCCCACUACUGGAGGACGCGACACGAAGAGAAGCCGCUUCUACCGCAGCCAAGGCCAAGCAGAGC
Messenger RNA from Dissoconium aciculare CBS 342.82, 300 nucleotides. RefSeq names its product U6 snRNA-associated Sm-like protein LSm2. The record is from RefSeq and is a predicted model, not a curated record. Gene Ontology annotation, molecular function: RNA binding. Gene Ontology annotation, cellular component: catalytic step 2 spliceosome; U6 snRNP; precatalytic spliceosome. The annotation marks the transcript as partial. Lineage: Eukaryota; Fungi; Ascomycota; Dothideomycetes; Mycosphaerellales; Dissoconiaceae. Gene Ontology annotation, biological process: mRNA splicing, via spliceosome. The transcript has 3 exons.